Messenger RNA from Hydractinia symbiolongicarpus, 2203 nucleotides. RefSeq lists its product as uncharacterized. Lineage: Eukaryota; Metazoa; Cnidaria; Hydrozoa; Anthoathecata; Hydractiniidae. The record is from RefSeq and is a predicted model, not a curated record.
ACAAGUCAUGUGUUUUUGAUGAAUCUUUUAACACUGCAAGAGUAGCUAAAAUUAUGCAAUGUAGGGAAUUCAUUAACGUCCCGUUAUCUGACAUAAGCUUUUCUGUGUAUCGCGAAUGACAAAUACUCUGCCUGAGAAAUUACAGUAAGGGACCAUAGUAAGUACAUUUUCUAUUAUUUUAUAAUUAUAUUACAAUUUAACGAUUCAUUAUUCGUUUUUCAAAUCUACAAAUAUUCUUUGAUACAAUAAUUUCAAUAACUUGCAAAGAAGUUGAUUAAUUUCUGAUUAAAUCAUAGCAUGGAUUACCCACCGUUAAAAAGAUUAAGAAGCCGGGGGACACAAUGUGGUGUCAAUAGUGUUAGUCAUGACAAGUCUACGCAAUUUGGACCUUCUCAUAACAGUUAUGAUCGUUUUAUCCGCUCAUCCGAUAAAACAGCAUUUACAACACACAAAUACUUAAUCACAAACAUCACGAAUACCAAAGAGAAUGCCUUAUCGUGGUGUUUUGAUAACAAUUUGUUAAUCAAACAAAGAAAAUGCGAUAAAUGUAACAAUGACAUGAUCUUGUCUAAGUGCAAAAGUUCAGAUGGAAUUAGAUGGCGUUGCCAAAAGAAUGGUCAUUUUGUUGAAACGUCAAUUCGCAAAGGUAGCUGGUUUGAAAAGUCUAAUUUGACGAUAGAAGAGGUGAUUGAAAUGACGUAUUGGUGGACCACUGGUAUCGAUCAAAAUCAAAUAGCCAAACAAAUGUGCAUAUCAAGUUCUACUGCUGUUGACUGGGAUAUGUUUUGCCGAGAAACGUGUGAAGUAUUACUCUUCCAAAAUUCAUCAAAGAUUGGCGGUAAAGGUGUACGAGUUCAAAUUGACGAAAGUAAGUUUGGAAAGCGUAAAUACCACAGGGGCCAUCGUGUAGAUGGACAGUGGGUUUUUGGUGGUAUAGAAGAAGAAUCGCGAAAGAACUUUCUUGUAGCGGUAGAAAAGAGAGACAGAGAGACGCUGAUACCUAUAAUAAAAAAUUGGAUCCUGCCUGGUACAACUAUAGUUUCAGAUUUUUGGAAACCAUAUGAUAUUUUAAGUGAAUUAGAUUUUGAACAUUUAAAAGUUAACCACUCAGUUGAAUUUGUUAACUGUAACGGAGAUCAUACAAAUAAAAUUGAAGGACACUGGAGGCAAGUUAAAUCAACAUUACCAUCAUUUGGAGUAAAAAAAUCCCACUUUUCAUCUUACAUGGCGGAAUUUAUGUGGAGAUAUGCUAACAAGGAUCAAGAUUUAUUUUCGAAAUUCAUUUGCGACUUAUCUUCUGUGUAUUUGUCGGAUGAAAUUUUCGCAUUUUCAUAAUUUAUUUUCGGAUUUUUUCAAUGGAUUCCUAAUUUCAAUUACAAGAUAAAAAGUUUUUCAAAAAUUUUGUUGCAAUUUUAAAAAAAGCCUUUUUCUUCGUUCUUAUUAUUUAACUUUAAAGAUUUCCAUUUGAGUUUAGAUACAUUUCCACUCAAGAACAGACGGAUAGAAGAAUUGAAAUUUUUCGUUCUGUACAAACUGAUAUUUGAAAUCAAUUCGACUGUCCUUGCAGAUAUAUUUUAAUCUUGAAUUUGACAAGAACAAAAAAUAUUAACUAUAAAUUCUAUGCGGGAAUCCUUUUAAACAAUUUAUCACCAGGCUAUUAUUGUGUAUUUAAUUUGCAGUAAAUAUGAAAUUUUAAAAUUUUAAAAUGUUUUAUCCACCUACUAGGAUUUAUAGAUUUAUAUAAUUAUCGUUGGUCGUUGGCCGUUGGCUCGUAACCAUUUGUUGCUCGUAACCGUUUCGUUGGUAGUUGGUCGUUGGACCAUAACAAAUACUUUUUCCUAAUUGUCAUCGUUGGUCGUUGGUCGUUGGCCGUUGGAUGAUAACAAAUACUUUUUCCUGAUUGUCAUCGUUGGUCGUUGGUCGUUGGCCGUUGGAUGAUAACAAAUACUUUUUCCUGAUUGUCAUCGUUGGUCGUUGGUCGUUGGCCAUUGGAUGAUAACAAUUACUUUUUCUUGAUUGUCAUCGUUGGUCGUUGGUCGUUGGCCAUUGGAUGAUAACAAAUACUUUUUCUUGAUUGUCGUCGUUGGUCGUUGAAUGAUAACAAAUACUUAGAUAAAUAAUUUUAAAUAAUAUGAUAGUUGGUCGUUGGUUAUUUGCAUUACUGUCUUCUGCUGUAAAGGGGAAAUUCUAAAACCGCUCCAAU